CCUCCCACAACCUCCUUCCACACCAUGUCCGUGAUGAAGCUCAGGCGAACGCCGCACCAUAUGGCAUCCAGCCUGCACCUCAUCGAUGGUAUAAUGAAGGAUUUGGAAGAGCAAACCAGUCGACUUGACCUCUUCUCCGACAAUCUCGUCCUAUUCAUCUUGCUUUGAAUACGUUCGCACGAUCGACGACAUCAUUAUGAACGGCGUAGGUAUGGAGGAUAUUACCAUCAGCGACUUCCUCUGCCCAACGCCACCCAACUUGGACGAGGCCAUGAACAGACAGAUCCUCGAGCGCUCGCAUACCGAAUUACACCCCUGCGUACAUGUCGUUUAGGCAAGGACAUCAAGCAGAAUCCAACUUGCAGGUUGAUGGGUGUCCAGAAACCGCGUGUCAACGGCGCCUCGGUUUUUCCCAUUCUCCAUGAAUGCAGGAUGCAGCAAGGCUAGGUGAUCGGUCAACAGGGCUCCGAUAUGAGGAAGGCUGCUUGUCAAGCGCUGUACAAGUGAGCAGCCAGAACGGAGCCUUCAUCUGCAGGAGACUCCCACAGAAUCUCGACUAGCAGCAAUCUGAUGCGAUCACAGACUCGACCACAAAAGGCAGGUCGGACAAAUUUCUUGACCUCAGUCUACCGCCGCUUGAAUUGCUGAGAACAGGGGAGUGUGAUAGUCACCCCAGAUCGCCGUCAUUGUGAUUGGACUCCCCCGCGUCAAUGGUGAGCAGUGUGGAGCAUCCACCCUGUGACAAGUCUACUACGACCAGACACCGUUCUAGCUCGAUAUCUUCGCUCUCACAUCAGCCAAGGCAUACCACUGCAAGCUCGAUCAUUGCAUCAUCGCAGUCAUUGGGCGUGCCCAGCCUAGGACCAUCAGCAAGAUACAAAAUAAAUUGUAUCGCGAAUCAAUCCCACAAUCGAAUGCGCACGUUCUAAAAACCCUCUUUACCUGUGCCGUGAUCCCUAGCUUCACCAUGGCCUUCGACCUCCGCUUAUUCAAGGGCAUCUUCUUCGACAUCUACGGCACGUUGAUCGAUUGGGAAUCCGGCAUCUACCCACAGCUUCUGAGUCUCACCCAGAAAUUACCCGCUGAAGAUCCGCGUCGUGAAGACACACCAGAAACCCGCAAGAUUUUGCUGCGUAUGUACACAGCCAACGAGAAAGUCGUCGAACAUGAGAACCCGACACUUGCAUAUCCGAAGAUCUUGGAAGCCGUGUAUAAUCGCAUCGCAGCCGAGCUUAGCGUUCAACCUGCCGGCGAGAACCGCAUAGCCUUUGGCCAGAGUAUUGGCGAGUGGCCAGCUUUUCCGACGCUGUGGAAGCCAUGAAAGUCCUGGCCAAGCAUUAUAAGCUGUUUGUCUUGAGUAACGUGGACAACGAGUCGUUUGGGCGUACGCUGGCAGGACCGCUGAAAGGCGUACAUUGGGAUGGCAUUUACACAGCUGAGCUGAUUGGUUCAUACAAGCCGAAUCCGAGAAAUUACAAUUACGUUGUCGAGCGGUUGAAGGAAGAUUUCGACAUGUCCAAGGGCGAGACGUUGAUGGUCGCACAGGGUCUGGAUAUUGAUCAUGUUAGUGCGAAGGCGCUAGGGUUCAGACCCGCGGUGUGGAUCGCGAGGUAUGCUGGUGAUGCGGGCAUGGGAGGGAACAAGGAGAGAUUGCAGGCAGAGGGGUUGAUUGAGAUCGGAGCGGAGUAUGCGUCCUUGGGGGAGAUGGCGGAAGCGGUCAAGAAGGCAUUUGCGUGAGGUGGCCGUCAAUCAGUGCUCAUGGACUAUAAUAACUUACCUGGUAGGUUGUGGGCAGGUAAGGGAGUCCGAGGAGGAGCCGAAGGGCUUAAUCAAGCACGUGAUCUAUUCUGUAUAUGGCGGCGCAUUAACUCCUAAACGUUGUUCUGCCUCGGAUGC
Exophiala xenobiotica is the source of this 1896-nucleotide messenger RNA. RefSeq lists its product as uncharacterized. Lineage: Eukaryota; Fungi; Ascomycota; Eurotiomycetes; Chaetothyriales; Herpotrichiellaceae. The record is from RefSeq and is a predicted model, not a curated record. The transcript has a single exon. The coding region runs from base 1318 to 1737 and encodes 139 amino acids.